AGUUUUGGAGUUAUUUAUAUUAUUAAGCCAAACCCCAGAUUUCCACAAGACGUUACCAUGGCAGCAAUAGCGGAAUGUAACACUGUAGUAGGGCGAUGACGAAGUGAAAUAGACUUGUGGCACGUUUAAGUGGUUGUUUGGAUAUUUUUGUCAACUCCAUUCUAUCGUUCGUCGCGAUCCUUUGAAAGAAACCCUAAUGGUCGUCUAAUAGGAAAAAAAUGAGUGGAGGAUUAGCUCCAAGCAAAAGCACAGUUUAUGUGUCUAAUUUGCCCUUCUCAUUGACAAACAAUGACUUAUACAGGAUUUUUUCCAAAUAUGGCAAAGUGGUUAAAGUUACAAUUAUGAAAGACAAAGAUACCCGAAGGAGUAAAGGGGUUGCAUUUAUUUUGUUUUUGGAUAAAGAAUCGGCACAGAACUGUUCUCGGGCACUUAACAAUAAGCAACUGUUUGGAAGAGUAAUAAAAGCAAGUAUUGCUAUUGACAAUGGAAGAGCUGCAGAAUUCAUCCGAAGGCGAAACUACUAUGACAAAUCAAAGUGCUAUGAAUGUGGAGAAGCAGGACACUUAAGCUAUGCUUGUCCUAAGAAUAUGCUAGGAGAACGUGAGCCACCCAAAAAGAAAGAAAAGAAGAAAAAGAAGAAAAUAGCUGAACCAGAAGAAGAAAUUGAGGAUGAAGAAGAGAGUGAAGAUGAAGGAGAAGACCCUGCUCUUGACAGCCUCAGUCAAGCUAUAGCUUUCCAGCAAGCUAAAAUUGAAGAAGAGCAACAAAGGGCAAUACAGAUUGCAGGUGAAACCUCAACAUCAGAUUCAAGACGACCACGGAUCAAGAAAAGUGCAUAUUUUAGUGAUGAGGAAGAACUUAGCGACUGAUUUGUAUUAGAUACAUACCUAUGACAUGUGUAUAUUUGUAGAGAUUGUGUGACUGCUAAAACUUCCUUGCCAUUGUAAAUAAAAAGUAUAUUACUGAAAGAAAA
Messenger RNA from Anolis sagrei ordinatus, 973 nucleotides. It is a transcript of the gene ZCRB1, whose product is annotated as zinc finger CCHC-type and RNA binding motif containing 1. Lineage: Eukaryota; Metazoa; Chordata; Lepidosauria; Squamata; Anolidae. Gene Ontology annotation, molecular function: zinc ion binding; RNA binding. Gene Ontology annotation, cellular component: U12-type spliceosomal complex. Gene Ontology annotation, biological process: mRNA splicing, via spliceosome. The record is from RefSeq and is a predicted model, not a curated record.